AUGUCUUCAAUACGAGAAGUUGGAAUAGAUUUGUUCCAAAUAUUUGACCAACAAUACCUUGCCAUAGUUGACUACUAUUCAAAUUUUAUUGAAGUAGAACAUUUGCACACGACAACAAGUCACGUUGUUAUAAGAAAACUAAAAAAUGUGUUUGCCAGAUAUGGAGUCCCCAAAGUGUGCAUCAGUGAUUUUGGACCUCAGUUUUCAUCUGCUGAAUUCACCGCAUUUAUGAAAGCAUGGGGUGUCCACCAUUUAAAAUCUUCACCAGGACACCAUCAGUCAAACGGCAAGGCAGAGGCAGCAGUGAAAAUAUUAAAGAAUCUGAUGAAAAAAUCCAAAGAAAGUAAAUCAGAUGCCUAUGAAGCCCUAUUAGAGUUUAGAAAUACACCCAGGCAAGAUACCAACUUAAGUCCGGCUCAGAUGCUCUUUGGAAGGGCAACAAGAACGCUAUUGCCAAGAAGAGAGCAUCCUGCAAGAAUGUCACAACAAGAAGCCGCGGCCAAACGGGAGAAGCGACACCAAAGUGUCAGAAAACACUACAACCAAACAGCUCGUGACAUGAAGCUUAUAAACGUCGGACAGAAAGUCUUCUAUCAAUCGCCAAACGAUACUACCUGGAGACAAGGCAGAGUAUGUCGGAAAGUGAACGAACGUGCCUACAUUGUAGAAGGUGAAAAUGGUUUUAAGUACAAAAGAAACAGAAGGUACCUAAGACCUGACACCACUAACAACAUAGACUUUUCUCCAGAUAGAGAAAGUAAUUGUACUGACAUUUUCCCAGACACAGAGAAUGAGUGUAUUAACAAUCCGCCCAACGCCGAAAACACUCACCAGUACUCUCUGCGACCUAGGGCAACUCUCCAGAAACCGUCAAGAUAUGGAGACUAUGUUUAA
This is a messenger RNA of Biomphalaria glabrata, 894 nucleotides long. RefSeq lists its product as uncharacterized. Gene Ontology annotation, biological process: DNA integration. Lineage: Eukaryota; Metazoa; Mollusca; Gastropoda; Planorbidae. The coding region runs from base 1 to 894 and encodes 297 amino acids. The transcript has a single exon. Gene Ontology annotation, molecular function: nucleic acid binding. The record is from RefSeq and is a predicted model, not a curated record.